ACGCGAGUCUGCGCUCGGCUGCGCUGUGCAGUGCUGGAGCGCAAUGGCGGCGUGCCGGGGGUCCUCUUCGAGGUGGUUCUUCACCCGGGAGCAACUGGAAACCACGCCGUCCCGCCGCUGCGGCGUUGAGCCGGACAGGGAGCUGUCCUACCGACAGCAAGCGGCAAACCUUAUCCAAGACAUGGGCCAGAGACUGAACGUCUCCCAGCUUACAAUAAACACUGCGAUUGUUUACAUGCAUAGGUUUUAUAUGUACCACUCUUUUACCAAGUUCCACAGAAAUAUAAUCUCUCCAACCACCUUAUUCCUGGCUGCGAAGGUUGAGGAACAGCCGCGGAAACUUGAGCAUGUGAUCAAAGUUGCGCACGCUUGUCUAAACCCCCAAGAGCCCCCGUUAGACACAAAAAGUAACGCCUACCUCCAGCAAGCUCAAGAGCUGGUGAUACUUGAAACCAUAGUGCUGCAGACUUUAGGGUUUGAAAUAACAAUUGACCAUCCACAUACUGAUGUUGUGAAGUGUUCCCAGCUUGUGCGAGCGAGCAAGGAUUUGGCACAGACUUCCUAUUUCAUGGCUACCAACAGCCUGCACCUCACCACCUUCUGCCUGCAGCACAAGCCCACAGUCAUAGCCUGUGUGUGCAUUCACUUGGCAUGUAAGUGGUCCAACUGGGAGAUCCCCGUCUCCACAGACGGGAAACACUGGUGGGAGUAUGUGGACCCGUCAGUCACCUUGGAGCUGCUUGAUGAGCUGACCCACGAGUUCCUGCAGAUCCUGGAGAAGACGCCAAGCCGGUUGAAGCGUAUCCGGAACUGGAGGGCCACCCAAGCCGCAAAGAAGCCCAAGACUGAUGGCCAAUCAGCAGACAGCUCAUUUCUGGGACCCUCGUUGAUCCAGGACCACUCCCUGGAGGACUGCCUCCCCGGAGCAUCCAACAGUGCCCCCUUCUCCAAGGCUUCUGCAUCAUUCCCAGUUGCCAUGCCCUCCAACCCUGGUGGUAGACCCCUUUCCUUGGAUGGCCUGGCACCCAUGCCAGGCACUUACACCUUCACGGCUCCCAAUGACUGGCCAGCGGAUCCAGGCCGGGCCGACGCGUAUACCCUCAAACCAGAUAGCCUGGCACUGCCACCAGGGGCGCCGCUCUCCCUGCAUGCAUCACUGCAACCGCCGCGGCCCGACAAGGGCCCCGAGUUCCCCCCUGUCAAGCACGAACACAAGGCUGGGAAGCACCUGGCGCAGCUGCCCUAUGCCGCUCCCAUGCCCCCGCCCCAGAAAAUGUCCCUGGAAAAGUACCGGGAAAAACACGCCGCUGAGCUAGUGGGACAGCGGCGUCGACAGGAGCAGGGUUCAGACACGGAGGCUCGGGACACUUACGCCCACCCAGGACUGGUAGAUGCCCAUCACAGGAAACACCCCCCGGCCCACGCCCACCUCCAGCAGCUCCCAGGAUGCAGUACAGCCUCCUCCCCUCUCAAAAUGAAGUUGCCCCCACCUUGCGCAGACCGGCACCCACCCGAGAAGCGGGACAAGGCCAGCGCCCUGAAGCUGCGGCUACCCGUCCCCCCCGGUGACAAGGAGGAGCUCAAGAUGAAGAUCAAGGUCUCCUCGGACGAGAGUGCGAGUCGCAGCAAACAUUCCAGCCCCUUGGUGGUGGGCAAGGAGAAGCAUCGAGAGCACGGCGUCCACCGGCACCACAAGCAUGGGCACGGGCACCUGCACACACAUAGCGGCAACGGCCGGGGUGGCCCCCAGGGGGCGCUCCGGAGCCCGGUAGGUGCGAGCGCCGAGGCCACGGGUCCUGGCCCCUCCCGGAAGAGGGCCCACCCCGAUGCUGCCUCCCACAACCACCACUCCAAAUCGAGCAAAAGUUCUAAAAGUGCAGGUAGUGCCUCUCGUUGUUCCUCUGUUCGGCAGUGUGUGUCUGCUGACGGCUCUGCUGUUGUUAACCACCCAUUCCCCCCCCCUCCUCCCCCUGUCGCAUACCAGGUGGGCUACGGACAUCUCAGCACCCUAGUGAAACUGAACAGGAGUCAGGUGGAGAGCCUCGGCUCUGAGGGCGCCGGCCCCGGGGCCAACGGCCUGCAAACGGACUACAAAGACACUUUCGAUAUGCUCGAUUCGCUCUUAAGUGCCCAGGGCAUGAACUCGUGAGGGCGGUGGAGUGGAGGGCUCGGGUGUGAGGCCAGGCAUUUAACACGGGAUGGAACGGGAGACCAGAAGGAAAAAAAAAGAAAAAAAAAAUACACUGAGUGAUGUUUUGAAAAAGAGGAGGGUGAUUGGAGUUCCUCUUGAGCGUGGCAUGUGGAAUCUGCCCGUUCCAACACAUACAUACACACACUUGCGGGUGCUGCUUUUUCCCCCAUGAUGUGCGGAGGGGCGGGGGGGAGAAACGUGAUGUAAAUGGUUUCAUCUCCGCGUGAAAAUAGUAUUCUAAAUACUUUAAAGGCAUGAAAGGUGCAAUUUCGUUUUAUUUUAUUUGUAUAAUUUAAACAGUGUUCCUACAACAGACUUCCUGUGUGAAGCUGAUUGGCUGCUUCGGAAAUGCCACGAGCCGUGGCGCUCAGAAAGGGGUGGGUGGGGAUUCAUUUCUUGGAAUGCGUGAUUGUUUUAGUUUGUUUUUAUAACUUUAUACUGUAUGUAUGAGUUGCAUGUUCCAAUCAAAGGAAUACGACAGGAUGCUGGUGACUUUACAGAAGUGGAGAUGAAUGUACAUACAUUUUUGUAUGUUAAAGCUAUACCAUAAAUACUCAGGUUUGGAGCUGCUUGUAAUUAUAACGAAGAUGAUAUAUAGAUGAAUAUAUAAAAGAGACUUGUAACUUGGUGUAAGAGUCCA
Messenger RNA from Paramormyrops kingsleyae, 2831 nucleotides. RefSeq names its product cyclin T2a (gene ccnt2a). Gene Ontology annotation, molecular function: cyclin-dependent protein serine/threonine kinase regulator activity. NCBI's taxonomy places the organism in Eukaryota, Metazoa, Chordata, Actinopteri, Osteoglossiformes, Mormyridae. Gene Ontology annotation, biological process: regulation of transcription by RNA polymerase II. The record is from RefSeq and is a predicted model, not a curated record.